Molecule: messenger RNA, 375 nt
Organism: Morchella sextelata
Lineage: Eukaryota; Fungi; Ascomycota; Pezizomycetes; Pezizales; Morchellaceae
Exons: 3
Coding region: 1-375 (124 amino acids)
Biological process (GO): mRNA splicing, via spliceosome
Cellular component (GO): U5 snRNP; U4/U6 x U5 tri-snRNP complex; spliceosomal complex
Source: RefSeq, a predicted model, not a curated record
AUGUCCGAAGACGACCGUCUGGUCGUGAUUCGCUUCGGCCGCGACUGGGAUCCUGAUUGCAUGCGACAAGAUGAGAUGCUGUAUCGCAUUGCGGACAAGGUCAAGAACUUUGCAGUCAUCUAUCUUUGCGAUAUUGAUGAAGUCCCUGAUUUCAACAAGAUGUACGAGCUUUACGAUCCCUUGACAAUCAUGUUUUUCUUCAGAAAUAAGCAUAUGAUGUGCGAUUUUGGAACCGGGAACAACAACAAAAUGAAUUGGGUACUGGAGGAUAAGCAGGAACUAAUCGAUAUUAUCGAGACUAUCUAUAAGGGAGCAAGAAAAGGAAGAGGUCUCGUCGUCAGCCCGAAGGACUACAGUACAAGAUACCGCUAUUAG